AUGUCGUGGAGACCUCCAGGCCCACCGGGCAACCCACACUCCGGACCCGGAUUCACCGGUCGAAACCGACAAUCCUCGAACGGCGGCCCAUCAGGUGUCUCAAGAUCGUCGGCGUCUCAGCUUAGGGAGCACGAGUCGCUGUUCACGAGCUAUGAACACCUCCAAGGUCUACCGCGCGCCGACUCGGCCCUGACGAUGCUACGGAAAGUGGCAUCCCUCGUCAAGCCCAUCAUGCGGAAGCGAGGUUGGAGAGUACAGGUUCUGGCGGAGUUCCUGCCCCCAGAGCAGAACCUUUUGGGCCUCAAUAUCAACAAGGGCUAUAAGAUCUGUAUUCGACUGCGCUAUCCCAACAAUCCGGAUCUGUUCCUUCCACUCGAGCAGGUUGUCGACACGAUGCUGCACGAAUUAUCACACAACGUCUGGGGCGAGCACGAUUCCAACUUCCACAAGCUUUGGGACGAGCUGCGCGACGAACACGAAGCGCUGGCACGCAAGGGCUAUACUGGUGAAGGGUUCUUGGGCGAGGGUAAGAAACUCGGCGGAACUGGCUAUGCCCGACCACCUCCACUUCACGAAAUGCGUCAGCGAGCUCGAGCAAGCGCAGAGAAGCGCAAGACCCAGUCAACGCUUGGUCAUGGAUCUGGCCAGCGAUUAGGCGGCACGCCACUUCACGCCCAUGGGCGGGACGUCAGGGAGGUUAUUGCGGAUCAAGUUUCACGGCGGAAUACGAUUAACAGAGGAUGCGGAUCUGGAAGGAGCGAUGCUAGUCAGCUGGCAGAGCAAGCUUCUAACAACACCUUCAAGACCAAGGCCGAAGAGGAUGACGCAAACAACCGCGCGAUAGCGCAGGCACUUAUGGAGCUCAUGGAGGAGGAAGAAGCGGCGAAGCUCAAUGGAGAUCCGGCCAAGUCCGGCGCAGGUCUGGCCUGGGAUCCGAAGUACGGUCUUCACGAUGCGAGCAUGAGCAUUCCGGAGGGUCCGAAGACUUCAAAUGGGCAUGAGGGCCAUCCAAGUGAAGAAGAACAGCUGAAGUGGGCGAUGCAAGAGAGCAUGAAUUCGUCUGCACCGGGUUCAGGCGGUCUUCCAGCACAACCCAUCAGGCACGAGAUGCUAGACGAGCAGCAAUUCAAGCGGGACGAAGAGCCGCUCAUCGAUUUGACCAGCAUUCCAGAAGCCAAUGACGCCGAACAAGACUCCUGGACCUGCGAAGUUUGCACACUGGUCAAUCCGCUGCAAUACCUGUCCUGCGAUGCCUGUGGUGUCGAGCGUCCACAAUCAGUCAUGGCGCGGAAUGGCAGCUCCAGUCGUAAGAUGAAGUCGGAGAAGACGACGAAGACGAGCAGAGCGGCUGCCCCAGGAGCGUUCGGCAAGGGCAAGCGGGAGAUGCCAGCACCGAAGCAGAACGAGAGCCUGGGCUGGAAGUGCCAAUGCGGUGCCUUCAUGGAGCACAAGUGGUGGACAUGUAGUGCAUGUGGGUCCAUGAAGACUUCAUCGUAG
Zasmidium cellare ATCC 36951 is the source of this 1497-nucleotide messenger RNA. RefSeq lists its product as uncharacterized. NCBI's taxonomy places the organism in Eukaryota, Fungi, Ascomycota, Dothideomycetes, Mycosphaerellales, Mycosphaerellaceae. The record is from RefSeq and is a predicted model, not a curated record. The transcript is spliced from 2 exons. Bases 1 to 1497 code for a protein of 498 amino acids.